Eucalyptus grandis is the source of this 948-nucleotide messenger RNA. Its product is annotated as UDP-glycosyltransferase 87A1-like. NCBI's taxonomy places the organism in Eukaryota, Viridiplantae, Streptophyta, Magnoliopsida, Myrtales, Myrtaceae. The transcript is spliced from 2 exons. Gene Ontology annotation, molecular function: UDP-glycosyltransferase activity. The record is from RefSeq and is a predicted model, not a curated record. The coding region runs from base 1 to 948 and encodes 315 amino acids.
AUGCCGUAUCCCGGACGAGGCCACAUCAACCCCCUCAUGAACCUGUGCAAGAUCCUAGCCUCCCGAGCCCCGCACGUCGCCAUCACCUUCGUCCUCACGGAGGAGUGGCUCACCCUCAUCGACUCCGACCAGAAGCCGAGCAACGUAUCCUUCGCCACCAUCACGAAUGUGCUCCCGUCCGAGAGGGUCCGCGCUCAGCACUUCUCCGAGUUCGCUGGGGCCGUCUUUACGAAGAUGGAAGCCCCGUUCAAGGAGGUGCUCGAUCGGCUCUGCCCUCCGCCGACCCUCAUUGUUGCCGACACGCUCCUUUUCUGGGCAGUCCACGUCGGGAACCAGAGGAACAUUCCGGUGGCCUCGUUUUGGACAACUGCGGCCACAAAUUUCUCCUCCUUGUACCACUCCCUACUAGAGCAGAAUGGCCAUUUACCACAAAAUUUUGUCAGCCCUCGUUCUAAAACUACUCAGAUUUCUGACGAUAAAUUUUGUUAUGCAGAGAUUCCGCUCAAUUUUCAACUGGGUCCGUCGAGCACAGUACCUGUUUUGCUUUCUUCUGUGUACGAGAUCAAAUCUCAGAUGGUCGACGCUCUGAAGCCGAGCCUGUCAUUUCCAAUCUACACCAUCGGUCCAUCCAUCCCGUACUUUGAGCUCGAAGGCAAUCCUCGCUCGAACAGCGACUCGAAUUAUAUAAUAAAUUGGCUGGACCGCCAGCCGGGCAGCUCUGUUUUAUACUUGUCACUAGGUAGCUUCCUUUCGGUGUCGAGCUCCAAAAUGGAUGAAGUCGCGGCGGGGUUGCGCAACAGUAAUGUCCGGUUCUUGUGGGUGGCACGUGACGAGGUUUCUAGGCUGAAGGAACUGUUGCCUGACGGCGACAUGGGGAUUGUGGUGCCAUGGUGCAACCAGUUGAGGGCAUUGACACGUCCAUCGGUCGGGGGGUUUUGGACUUGUUAG